UCCUGAAGGUGUGGCUUUCUCCUCAGGCCGUUCCUUCGCCGCGCUAUUGGCCUAGUCUUUUCUGGGUGGGGCGCAGCUUUCUCCCUCAGGCCCCGCCCCCUCCGCCGUGUUUGCGGAGUCUCUUCCGGUGGGCGCGGUCUUCUCCUCAGGCCCCGCCCUCGCCCCGUGGUAUAAGAGGCACGCAGCGGCCGGUCCCCAGCGGUCUUCGGUCCGGCUGUCCCGCGUGUGCGUGUACGUAGUUCGAGCCUGCUUCGUUCGUAGUCUCUAGCUCUUCCUUAUCGCGGGUUCGAGCAUCGGGCCGGUCUGUUUUGUUUUUUGUUUUUUGUUUUUUGUUUUUGGGUUCGGGACCGUCGCCUCCAUGCUGUUCGAUAAGGUGAAGGCGUUCGUGGUAGAGCUGGACGGGGCCCGCGCGGGCACCGAGCCGGUGUUCCACGGAGGCCAGGCCGUGUCAGGCCGCGUACUGUUGGAGCUUGCGGGCGCGGCACGCGUGGGCGCGCUCAGGCUGCGCGCUCGGGGCCGCGCGCGCGCGCACUGGACCGAGUCGCGCAGCGCGGGCUCCAGCACUGCUUACACUCAGAGUUACAGCGAGCGCGUGGAAGUCGUGAACCACCGCGCCACGCUGCUCGCGCCAGACUCGGGGGACAUCGCCACGCUUCCCGCUGGACGCCACGAGUUUCCCUUCAGCUUCCAGCUGCCUAUCUCCCUGGUGACAUCCUUCGAGGGCAAACACGGCAGCGUCCGCUACUCCAUAAAAGCCACCCUGCACCGGCCAUGGGUCCCUGCGCGCCGCGCCCGGAAGGUGUUCACAGUCAUUGAACCCGUGGACAUAAACACACCUGCCCUGCUGGAACCCCAGGCUGGAGUCCGGGAGAAGGUGGCCCGAUCCUGGUACUGCACCCGUGGCCUUGUGUCCCUCUCAGCCAAGAUUGACCGCAAAGGCUACACUCCAGGAGAGGUCAUCCCUAUCUUUGCGGAGAUUGACAAUGGUUCCACAAGAGCUGUGCAGCCUCGCGCUGCCCUAGUACAGACACAGACCUUCAUGGCCCGGGGUGCCCGCAAGCAGAAGCGUGCUGUGGUGGCCAGUGUGGACGGGGAGCCUGUGGGCCCUGGUCGCCGUGCGCUGUGGCCAGGUCGCGCACUUCGUAUCCCCCCAGUGGGCCCAUCCAUCUUGCACUGCCGCGUGCUCAGUGUGGACUACUCACUCAAGGUCUUCGUGGACAUCCCAGGCUCUUCUAAGCUGCUGCUGGAGCUGCCGCUGGUCAUCGGCACGGUCCCCCUGCAUCCUCUGGGCAGCCGCUCUGCUAGCGUGGGCAGCCGUGCCAGCUUCCUACAAGACUGGGGCGUGUGCACCCUGAUGGAUCGGCCAGAGGCUCCACCUGAGUACUCAGAGGUGGUGAGGGAGAGCCAGGUGGUAGCUGUGUCACAGGGGCCCUCCUCCCUCCUGCACGACCCAGGUGUGACCACAGAAGGGCCCUACUUUGCCUGUCUCCAGGAGUUCCGCUACCGCCCACCUCCUCUGUACUCCGAGGAGGACCCUAACCCACCCUCAGAGGCUGUGAGGCCACGCUGCAUGACCUGCUGAUCCAUGGGCUGAUACCUCGCUACCAGGUUCACAGUCUUUGGCCACUGAAGUUCCACCAUCUGCUUUGGGAACACAGGGUUACAUAAGGUCGAGUGUCUUCCAACAUCACACAGGAGCAGUACGGCUUCCGUGGACAGUUCAUCUUCUCAAAGCUUCCAGUUCUCUGCAUUUGACCCACCAACGAGGCUGUUGAGCAAUGCUCCUCUAGGGGGUUAUAGUUUGGGAGAGAUGAAUCUAGGGGUGGACACUUCCAGUCUCAUGGAACCAGAACCAGCUAGAAGUCCAGAGGGGAGGCAGAAGGCUUCCAAAGAGCAUUUCAGCUGAGGCUUGGAUGUAUGGACAGGGACUCAGCAAGCAGACAAGCACAGAGGAAAUGGUCAGAGCAGACAGCGCCCGUUCCUUCUUCCUAGGGUUGGGAGCCCAGGCAUUUAGGUGCUUAGAUAUGGCCUCCCUGUGAGGUUAGCAGAGCAGAGAGAGAGCCCAGGGACAGACACAAAGAAGUCAUCGGGUCUAAUCCCAGCACUGGGAGGCAGAGGCAGGCAGAUUUCUGAGUUCGAGGCCAGCCAGGGCUACACAGAGAAACCCUGUCUCGAAAAACCAAAAAAACCCCAAACAAACAAAACAAAGUCAUUGGGACCUAAGGGCCCAGGGGUUCCAGCUUUUGAGGACUGGUGGCCCAGGUGAACACAGAGAUACAGUUGUGAUGUGCCAUGUUCAGAGCCUCAAGCCUCCCUCAGGGAUCAGGAUCCAGACAAGGACAUCACAGAAAUUAGACAACCGGGGCAGCUGGGCAAGCCUUGCACAUCCCAGACCUGCCAGGGAUCUGCCAUUUCCACAGUCUGAAGAGUCGAUCACUUUUGUAUAUUAAAUAAAGAAAUAAAUCAAUAAAAAUGGGAGGAAGACA
Molecule: messenger RNA, 2486 nt
Organism: Mastomys coucha (southern multimammate mouse)
Lineage: Eukaryota; Metazoa; Chordata; Mammalia; Rodentia; Muridae
Gene: Arrdc2
Product: arrestin domain containing 2
Exons: 8
Coding region: 359-1582 (407 amino acids)
Biological process (GO): protein transport
Cellular component (GO): cytoplasm; plasma membrane
Source: RefSeq, a predicted model, not a curated record